Triticum aestivum (bread wheat) is the source of this 684-nucleotide messenger RNA. RefSeq lists its product as uncharacterized. The coding region runs from base 1 to 684 and encodes 227 amino acids. The transcript is spliced from 5 exons. The record is from RefSeq and is a predicted model, not a curated record. NCBI's taxonomy places the organism in Eukaryota, Viridiplantae, Streptophyta, Magnoliopsida, Poales, Poaceae.
AUGAAAGGGAUGCAAGCCAUUAGUGCAACUCUUUUCAUGUCAUUUCUAGUUCUGGUGACCAGAGGAAAAGAUGUGCAAUACAGAAGGCAACAGGAAGACAAUACCCAGAUUCUCACUUAUCACCGAGUCAAUAAAACCAUUGUGAUGAAAGAUGGAGAUGUCUAUGACUGCAUUGAUGUGAAUGAGCAACCGACUUUCAGGCACCCAUUAUUGAAAGACCACAAAGUCCAGAUGCAACCAAAUCAUUUCCCUGUUUGGAUGGAUAUCCAAACAUUGCCUUCAGAUGAACCAUCUAUCAUUGAGUGCCCAACGGGAACAAUUCCAAUACUGCGUACUAAUGGAAGUGGCACCAUAGCAGCACAUAGUUACGAUGGGCAAUUGGAGUCAGCGGGACUCAUAUAUCAGGGUGAUGUAUAUGGGGUGCGUGGUGUAUUAAAUGUUUGGGAGCCAAAGGUGAAUAAAUAUAGUAAGGAUUCAAGUGCAAUGUGUGUAGAAAUGAAAAGUGGAGGAGAACAACACACUGACAGGAUUGGUGCUGGUGUUCGGGUCUUUCCAACAUUGAGUGGCGAUACUUUUGUUAGAUUUCAUAUUUCUUGGGUAAUGCUUAAUUUUAUUCAGCAGCAGUUCCGCUGCAUCUGCCACAGCAGGUUCAAAGCAAUGCGAGCUUCAGGCAUCAGGGGGUGA